AUACUCUAAUUUCCCCAGUGGACCAAACUCCACUGUCGAAAUCUAGGGUUUUAAAUUUUGCCUUCUUUCAGAGCUUCCAUUGACGAGCAGCUAAAUCAACAAUGGGUCACUCUAACGUAUGGAACUCUCACCCGAAAACCUACGGCCCUGGAUCUCGCGCCUGCCGUGUGUGCGGCAACCCCCAUGCCAUUAUUAGGAAGUAUGGGCUCAUGUGUUGCAGACAGUGCUUCCGUAGCAAUGCCAAGGAAAUCGGAUUCAUCAAGUACCGCUGAAGAAUUUAUAUGGUCUGAAUUAGGAAGGACUUUGUUUAAGCACGAAUCAUUGGUGUGGAGUUUUCUAAUUUAUCGGUACUAGAAGACAACGUUUUGGUUUUUGGUUAAUUUAGUAUGAACUUGAACUAAAAAUACUUUCUCCUUUCUCAAUCAAGUAAUCAUAUUGUUAACUUUCUUUGCA
Gossypium raimondii (Peruvian cotton) is the source of this 453-nucleotide messenger RNA. RefSeq names its product 40S ribosomal protein S29. Gene Ontology annotation, cellular component: ribosome; cytosolic small ribosomal subunit. The coding region runs from base 102 to 272 and encodes 56 amino acids. NCBI's taxonomy places the organism in Eukaryota, Viridiplantae, Streptophyta, Magnoliopsida, Malvales, Malvaceae. Gene Ontology annotation, molecular function: zinc ion binding; structural constituent of ribosome. The record is from RefSeq and is a predicted model, not a curated record. The transcript has 3 exons. Gene Ontology annotation, biological process: translation.